AUGGGUGAUUUACCUCCCGAGAGAGUCUCUCCAACAUUGCCUUUCCUUUCCACGGGUGUGGAUCUUUGUGGUCCACUGUAUUAUCGUCAUCCACAGCACCGUUCGAAGACAACAAAAUGUUAUGUCGCAAUUUUUGUCUGUUUAUCCGUAAAAGCGGUUCAUAUCGAACUAGUGGGAGACCUCUCCACCGGUUCGUUCAUCGCAGCGCUCCGGAGAUUUAUUGCACGACGUGGAAAACCACGCCUUAUUGAAUGCGAUAACGCAACAAAUUUUAAGGGUGCUACACGAGAACUAUGGGAACUUGAACAACAGUUUAAUUCGCAGCAAAUGAAGCAGGCUAUCCAACGUUCAUGUGCAGAGGACAGUAUCGAGUUCAAAUUUAUUUCACCUCGUUCACCGAACUUUGGAGGCUUGUGGGAGGCCGCGGUGAAGUCGGUCAAGACCCAUCUUCGUGUCACUCUCGGUAAUUCAUCGCUAACAGCAGAACAGCUAACCACCCUUCUAACCCAGAUAGAAAGCUGCCUGAAUUCGAGGCCGCUCACCCAGCUCUCAGCUGAUCCCGAAGAUCUCGAUGUGUUAACUCCGGGACAUUUUUUAAUCCAUCGCCCACUCACUGCAGUAGCCGAACCGUCACUCGAAAGCAUUCCCUCGAACCGACUCGAUCGCUGGCAGAUCGUACAGGAAUAUUUACGCAGGCUGUGGAAACGGUGGAACACGGAAUACCUCUCCAGCUUGCAGCCUCGUACCAAAUGGACCACUGAAAAAGACAAUAUCCGUAUCGGAACUAUGGUUCUGGUAAAGGAGGACAACCUGCCACCCCUCAAAUGGCGUUACGGAAGAGUGACGCACAUCUUCAACGGACCUGACGGCAAAAUCCGUGUCGUUAUCGUGAAAACAAAGGAUGGAGAAUUCAGGCGCGCAAUAUCCCGGAUCUGCGUGCUCCCGAUACGCGACAACUCACCAUGCUCAACCACAGGACAAUGA
Molecule: messenger RNA, 984 nt
Organism: Toxorhynchites rutilus septentrionalis
Lineage: Eukaryota; Metazoa; Arthropoda; Insecta; Diptera; Culicidae
Exons: 1
Coding region: 1-984 (327 amino acids)
Biological process (GO): DNA integration
Molecular function (GO): nucleic acid binding
Source: RefSeq, a predicted model, not a curated record